UAACUGGAAACCCAGCUUUGUAGCUCAGUGAUGCUUCGCGCUCUGUGUCACCAUUUUGGGCAAACACUUCUUCAUUUCCCUUAAACCCUUUUCAUCACUCUCUCUCGAUUUCUUUCUCUUCAUCUCACACAGAACUCACACACCCACAAAAAUUCCCUGAUCCUUCACAUUUCCAAGUAGAGAGGUGUAUGAUAUAAUUUCAUCCUGUUUCGAUCUGAAAAUGGGAGCGGGAAGGAAAACUGAGACCUAUACUCUGCCUUCUAAUCAAGACCUGGUACCCUAUGCUGUGUCUGCAAGAAAUUUGAUGAAGAAUCACCUAGGUGCAGUCAUCUUUGGGUGCACGCACAGCACAAUGAAUGAAUGUCUAUCAAAACAACUCUUUGGUUUACCGGCUCCACACCUUAUAUAUGUGAAGAAAGUUACACCUGGCUUACCACUAUUUCUGUUCAACUAUAGUGACAGGAAGCUAUAUGGUAUCUUUGAGGCUACUGGUCAUGGCCAAAUGAAUAUUGACCCAUACGGAUGGACCGCUGAUGGGUCAGGGAGGACCCAAUUUCCUGCACAGGUUCGGAUGCGUGUUCGGCAGCAGUGCCGACCACUGCUUGAAAGCCAGUUUAAACCAAUAAUUGCUGAUAACUACUUCAAUCCACAGCAUUUCAUGUUUGAGCUUGAUCAUGUUCAAACAAGAAAUCUGCUAUCUCUGCUAGCACCAUUGACGAUUUCUCCAGGUAAACCAACACCACAGAAUCCAAUGCUGAGGGAAACUGAUUCUCAAGCUCUUCCAUCAUCUAGUACAAUACAGAAAGCUGAAUCGUGUAAGCCGCUCACUUCAGAGGCUGAGAAUCCUACUCCUCUACCCAACUGGGAAACCGAUUUUCCAGCUCUUCCGACUCAGAAUACAAUACAGAAAACUGAAUUGUUGAAACCACCCACUUCAGGGGCUGAGAAUUUGAAUUCUGUACCCACAGUGAACUGGGAAACUGAGUUUCCAGCUCUUCCAUCACGUAAUACAUUACAAAAGAAAGCUGUAUUGUGUAAACCAGCCACUUCUGUACCACAGAAUAGAGUGGAGCUGGAAACUGAUAUUCCAACUCUUCCCUCAAGUAGCACAGUAGUGGAACCUGAAUGGCCUUAUCAACUUACUUCACAGGCUGAGCAUCUGAACAGUUCACAUCUUAAAGGGGGUUCGACAUGUUCUACACCUCAGAAUACAUUGAAGUGGGAAGCUGAUUUUCCAGAUUUUCCCUCAAUUAACAUAAUACAGGAACCUGAAUGGCUUGAAGCACUUAUUUCAGAGGCUGAGUAUUUGAAUAGUUCAAAUCUGAAAUUGGAUUCUGUACCUUUGGCUGGAGAUGCUGUAGAUAGUAAGGCAGAGAGUCCAUUCUCCCAGUUUGAUCAGAAGAGUGGAGAGAGUUCUUGCUACUUUUCUGCGCAGAGUCCUGGAUCCAUGUUCUAUCCGGGGAUCAUUACUAAGUUGCUUCUAGAGGUGCAAGAGCUGAAGGCGUCUAGUACCGCACAGACUGAGAAGAUGAGAUAUUUGGAGGAUAAGCUGGUGGAGGCGUUGUUUGAAAUUCAACAGUUAAAAGACUUGUUAAUAGAUGGAGUCUGAGUCUACACCCUCCAUAGCAUAUAUCGAUGAGAAGGAUAUUGAAGGAAUGAUCGACUGACAUUGCCGUAACACUGCCAGUACGAGUUGACUAAAGCCAAGUUCCUUGACUCGCCCGGGGCAAUUACAAUGACUGAACUACUCCUGUUUUAUGGUCUGUAUAUUUUGACGAAACCCUUUGAGGAAGCUUAUGGUAGUUAAGUUGCAAAAUGACUUGAUUUGUGUAGACUAGGCGACUAGCAUCAAGAUGAUGGCGAAAAUUUACCUUCAUAGGCUAUGACAAAUCAAAAUGAAUGAAAUGCUAGAGUUCAAACUCUCGUC
Rosa chinensis is the source of this 1927-nucleotide messenger RNA. RefSeq lists its product as uncharacterized. Lineage: Eukaryota; Viridiplantae; Streptophyta; Magnoliopsida; Rosales; Rosaceae. Gene Ontology annotation, biological process: response to endoplasmic reticulum stress. Bases 221 to 1609 code for a protein of 462 amino acids. The transcript has 6 exons. The record is from RefSeq and is a predicted model, not a curated record.